Molecule: messenger RNA, 360 nt
Organism: Dovyalis caffra
Lineage: Eukaryota; Viridiplantae; Streptophyta; Magnoliopsida; Malpighiales; Salicaceae
Source: the annotation of a GenBank genome assembly
AUGGAUUUUAAGGAAAUCAAGAAACCUGCUGACUCUUCCAAAUCGACUUCUUUAUCUCAGUAUCAAAUUGCUUUCUACUUUUUCCAUCUCUUGUCCCAUCUGGUUCUCAGAUUCAAGCAGGGUGAGCAAAAAUGUGAAGUAUUACAAGCAACGGCAGUGGGGUUGAGAGCUGAGUGGUCUAAGCUUAAGGAUGAGAUGCACAAUCUUCUUAUGAAAUGUGAAAGAGUCAAAGAUGAAAAUAAAUCCAUAAUGGAGGAGCUAACCAAGAUAUAUGGGCGAGAUGCAAUCUCGGAUCUUGUAGCCAUGGAAUCUGAUGCUAUAAGUGAAAGCGACAAUGAAGAAACCACUCCAACUGAAUAG